CGAUGGGCGUGGCAUGCGUGUCGGUGGGCGUGUCCGGGCUGUCGCUGGGCGUGGCCUGGCUCAGCCUCGUCUCCUCCGGUCUCGCCCGAGUCCCCGGUUUCCCCUCAACUCAUCGAUAAUCCAAGCCAUGUCUCACCAGACCGGCAUAGUCGCGUCCCAGGACCUGCGCGACUUCUUGGGGCGAGCACGCGGAGGGGACGUGCGGUUGAUCAAGAUCGCCAUCGACGAUGGCACAGAGACGCUGGUGCUGGCUGACGAGCGGCGGCCGGAGCAGGCGUGGGACGCGGAGUACGACGCGCUGGUCCAGUCGGUGCUGGAGCCCGAGCAGCCGUGCUACCUGCUGUACCGCCUCGACUCGCAGAACCCGCAGGGGCACGAGUGGCUCUUCAUCACCUGGUGUCCCGACAGCUCACCGGUGCGUCAGAAGAUGCUGUACGCGGCGACCCGGGCCACGGUGAAGAAGGAGUUUGGUGGAGGCCACAUCAAGGAGGAGCUCUACGGCACAGAGAAGGAGGAAGUGAGCCUCUCUGGAUACAAAAAGCACAUCAAGCUGAGCAACGCGCCCAACCCCCUCACGGCCGCCGAGGCCGAGCUGCAGAAGCUGAAGCUCAACGAGGUGAAGACGGACAUCAGCGUGGACAGCAAACAGCAGACGCUGCAGGGCGUCUCCUUUCCCAUUCAGGAGCGGGCGCUGCAGGCGCUGCAAAGGUUCAGCAAGGGAGAGGUCAACUACGUGCAGCUGUCGGUGGACCUGGACAAGGAGACGAUCAACCUGGAGCACGCGAAGAAGAUCUCCGUGGCUGAGCUGCCGCGCUGCGUGCCGGAGGACGCCGCACGCUACCACUUCUUCAUCUUCCCACACUCGCACGAGGGGGACCGCCUCGAGUCCACCGUGUUCAUCUACUCGAUGCCCGGGUACAAGUGCAGCAUCAAGGAGCGGAUGCUCUACUCCAGCUGCAAAGGGCCACUCAUCGACACGGUGGAGCAGAAGCUGGGCCUGGACAUCGCUCGCAAGAUCGAGAUUGAGAACCGCGACGAGCUGACGGAGGACUUCCUGUACGAGGAGGUGCACCCCAAGCAGCACGCCUACAAGCCGGCCUUCGCCAAGCCUCGUGGCCCCACGGGGAAGCGGGGCGUCAAGAGGAUCACCAAGAGCCCGGGGGAGGGCGGCGGCGACGACUAGGGGGGGGGCGGGGGGGGGGCGGGGGGGUGAGCUGAACGACGAGGUGGCGGCGAGCGGGGUGGGACGUCGUGGGACGUCGUGGGACGUCGUGGGACGUCGUGGGACGUCGUGGGACGUCGUGGGACGUCGUGGGACGUCGUGGGACGUCGUGGGGGUCAUCGCGUGGGUGUAAAGUCGGCGACGGGGUGCGACCGGCGAGCCGUCUCGCUCGCGGUCCGCGCCGGCGACGCCGAUCCUCGGCGCUCCGUCUCCCGGGGGCGGCCGUUCCCGCCCCUCCCCCGCCCACCCCCGCGUUCCCCUCGCGACACAAUCGAAAGGCACCUUUUUCCGUACGGGGGGGGGGUGGGGGAUGUGACCGGAGCAACGGACGGAGACUUGACACGAACAUCUCCGCUCCCGUCCCCCGGAUCUCCGUGAAGCCCAAAUAUCAACCCGGCACCGCGCAUCAAUCGCAAUAUCCAACGUUUUUAUUUCCGCCAAGUCUUUUUCCCCACCCCUUCGAGUUUCACUUUGGCUCUGCCACGCCGUCGGUGCGGCCGUGCCGGCGUCCCGUUGGCUCGAUGGCGUCGCCAGGACGACAAACGCCUCCCCCCGUGACCUUCAGCGCCAACGUGGUAUCGUCCAGAUAUCCGCGUCGUCACAGCAACACGCCGCGGUGUAGGGGAGCGGGCCGUGCGUGUUCUGGGGGGCCCGCCACCCCCCCCCCGUACCUCCGCGUACGACGCACGGCGGCGACGACGUUCCGGCUCGCUCGGGAAGGGAAGC
Petromyzon marinus (sea lamprey) is the source of this 1948-nucleotide messenger RNA. RefSeq names its product twinfilin-2-like. NCBI's taxonomy places the organism in Eukaryota, Metazoa, Chordata, Hyperoartia, Petromyzontiformes, Petromyzontidae. The record is from RefSeq and is a predicted model, not a curated record. Gene Ontology annotation, molecular function: actin monomer binding; actin filament binding. Gene Ontology annotation, cellular component: myofibril; cytoplasm; actin filament. Gene Ontology annotation, biological process: barbed-end actin filament capping; actin filament depolymerization; positive regulation of neuron projection development.